Molecule: messenger RNA, 1746 nt
Organism: Aspergillus saccharolyticus JOP 1030-1
Lineage: Eukaryota; Fungi; Ascomycota; Eurotiomycetes; Eurotiales; Aspergillaceae
Product: putative LMBR1 domain protein
Exons: 3
Coding region: 1-1746 (581 amino acids)
Biological process (GO): protein localization to vacuole
Cellular component (GO): vacuolar membrane
Source: RefSeq, a predicted model, not a curated record
AUGGCUUCUCUGCAAGUGUCCCUGAUAUGGUUCAUAUAUGGCACUGUGAUAGCCGUUGCGAGCUUGAUAGCUUGGUGCCUAGUACAUUUCUAUCAAACCCCUCGAGAUCGAUCGCAGGUUGUGACCUUAACGUGUAUUCUUACUAUCGCGAGUCUUCUUGCGACCGUACUUUUACUGCCGGUUGACGUCGCUUUGGUCUCUUCAGCCACCUCCUCGACGCUGGGCAAGAGGGAAAGUUGGGCCACCCAGAAUGUUGUCGACAAGGACCUGUCUCUUUUGACCGGUAUAUACUACUUACUCUAUUCUCUCGACGCCAUCCUAUGCCUCCUGGUUAUUCCCUUUGUUUACUUCUGGUAUGAAGAAUAUGAUGAGGUGGCUAGUGAGGCAGGUGAACAAACCCCGGUACAACGACUCUGGGCUGCCUUCAAGUAUGCUAUUCCGUUUGUUGCAAUCGUCGCAGUGCUACUUCUGGUCGGCGCUCUCGCUCCUUUAUCCAAAGCCGAGUAUGACAAUGAAGGUGUAUAUUCUACUUACUCGUUGGUUGACAACCGAGGCCGACGAGCCCUAGCAUUCACUAUUGGGGUACUAAUGACGAUCGGAGUGCCUUCUUACAUCUUGUACACUUCCGCCGGUCUCGCACUCCUUCCUAUACAGGCAUUGAAGGCUCUAUCGGCCUCGAACGAUACAUGGAAAGCCGCCAAUGCCGUGCAACUUGAGUCAAACAGAGAGCGUCAACGCCAGUUGGAUCGCCGCUGUGGAGGAAACUCGGGACUUUUGUCCUCCAAAGAUCGUAGAGAACUGGAUACACUUGUUCGAGAGGAGAGGACAUUAAUCCGGCGCCAACGCCUUGCAGAGGAAGCUCACGCAGAGGGUCGAAACUGGGUGGUUAAAUUAUGUCUAAAAGCCAAUGCUACAUGCCGCCCACUGAGGGUUAUUGGCGGUAUCACCUUAUUUCUAAUCGCGUCGCUUAUAUCGAUAUCUAUGCUAUUGACAGCUAUCGAUCAGACCAGCAGCUCACUCUGCAAGCACCAUUGUGGGUACCUCAGCAAAAACCUGCACAUAUUCAAUCCGAUGGAUCAAAUCUUUGUUCAAUCUGCGAAGAUCUUCCCACUCGACUACCUUAUGUUCACCAUAAUCACUCUACUACUAUUCUGCAGCUCAGUAUUUGGAAUUGCUACAAUAGGCAUCCGGUUCAUUUGGGUGAGAAUAUAUCAGGUCAGAAGUGGCCAUACAUCUCCACAGGCUCUUCUGCUUUUGUCAGCAGUCCUGAUGCUGACAAUUUUGUCAAUGAAUUACUCACUGUGUAUGAGUGUGGUCUCACAAUACGCAACAUUUGGCUCACAAACAUUCUGCGACCGCCUGCCAAGUCUCGAAGGACAAUCGAGUUGCUCGGAUCAAAAGCAUCUCAUCAAGCGAUGUUCUGACACAGCCAACAAUAUAGCUGCAAAGCGAAAUUGCACGCCUAGUGUCACUAGCACAUUUGUUAAUCAAAUCGCAACACAGUUUCCUGUCUUCGGUGUGAUACUUUUCUGGUCUCAAUACAUUUUUAUAGGGGUUUACGCUCUCGUCCUUGUCAUGUCAAUCGUUCGACCUCUCAAACAUGACGAAAGUUCACUUGAUGAAGAAGCCGAGGAAGCCGAAGAGGAGAAUCUCCUAGCAAGCACCAGAGGACGCAGCGACGCCGGAUUGAACAAUGUUAUUCGAAGGAUGGACAUGCACAAUGAUAGCAGAAGUGUGAGAUUAUAA